AUGGGUGAACGCCGUCGAUUAAGUCGUUCUCCUCAAGCAGAAAAAAUGGCUGGAGAAGUGAGUACCGUUCAUCUUGUCACGCAUGAAGGCAAUAGAGGAACUAAGGCACCAGAUGUAGAGAAGGAAGUAAAUGCAGCUGUUGAAGAUGUCAGGAUUAAAGCAGCAGAAGCAAUCCAGGAAAUAACGAAUUCUCCAAUAAUGAACGAAAGAGAACGGAGGGAUGCAGCUGCCGCUAUGACUUUGGGGCGGAAAAAACCUGGUAAAGUCGCACGAAAAACUCAAGAGGAAAUUGCAUGGAAUGAAAAGGUGUGA
Gongylonema pulchrum is the source of this 312-nucleotide messenger RNA. Lineage: Eukaryota; Metazoa; Nematoda; Chromadorea; Rhabditida; Gongylonematidae. The record is from the annotation of a GenBank genome assembly.